AUUUGACACUGCUAACAAAAUUCAUACGUUUUGUUCCUGUCUGUUGUGGGCGUGUCUCAAAGAGUCAGUCAGGCACGCUAUUGGCUGAUUACGUUUACACGUGACAAGACGUGUUUGGUCGACUCAGCAGCUUCUCUCACAACAUUGUCACGUUAGAGAAAGUCUUAGUGACAGCGAUGUAAGUUGUUUGGAUUACCUCGUUAACGCUUGUCGUUAUGGAAGGUGAAGACGUUUAUGUUCGGUCUGAGGAUGAAAGAUUUGUUGAGGAGUCUGCAAUGGCUGUGGUUAAGGCAGAGAUCACUCAGACUGAGAGCCUGGAAUCUCAGAACCCGUGGUCCCACCUGGAAGACUACUUUGUCCUUACUUCAAGGGAUAAGAGGAACGCCAAAAUCCUAUUCUUCCGAUGCGUCAUGUGCCGGCCCAAGGAGAUCACCAUCAAGGGACAAGUGACGAGCCUCUACAACUUGAAGUCACAUGCCAAGAGGAAACACCCAGCGUAUGCCAUCCAGUUUGAGGAAAGGAUCAAGGCCGGCUCUUCCCGUGGGAAACACAGGCAAUCUUCUGGUAGCAGUGCUAGUAACCAGUCGUCGCAGCCAUGUGUAAAGAAAGCACGCCAGUCCAGCAUUAACGAGGCAUUUGCCCAAACUGCUGACACUGGUGGCGUCCAUCAGUCUAUGGUGGACAGAAGGAUUGUAGACCUGUUUGUUGACAACAUGCUACCGCUGCAUGUAGUGGAGUCUCCCACCUUUGUCGACUUGAUCAAGACGCUGAACCCCAACAAGACUUCGAUGUCCUGCUACACCCUGGGCAGGAUGAUCUUGGCCAGCCGUAAACGGCAGGAGUAUCUUGCAUGUUCCUCAUUCACCCGUGGUAUCCACACAUUUUCUGUUCCUUCUGAGCUGUUCAAAACAAAUCGCCAGAAUUUAUGUGAAAGGCUGAGGAAAAUCAAGCAAAUCCCUGCUAAUUCUUACGUGUUGCUUCAGGCUGGAGAAUCUGAAACCCGGUAUUGUUCUGACCAUGAACCUCUUUUCAGACAGGAGUCUUAUUUUCAUUGGACAUUUGGAGUUGAAGAACCUGAUUUUUUUGGUGCUGUACAUAUUGAUUCAGGCAAGGCAAUUCUUUUCCCUCCUAAACUGGAUGCAAGCUAUUCAACAUGGAUGGGAAAGUUGAAAGGUGAAGAAGAAUUUAAGGGAAGAUAUGAUGUUGAUGAAGUCCACUUCUCUGACGAGAUUUCUGAUUUCUUUGAAAAGACCAAACCAUCCCUUCUUUUAACAUUGUAUGGCCUUAAUACAGACAGUGGAAAUAAAAGCACCCCUGCAGCCUUCAAUGGCAUCAAUAAAUUCAAGGUGAAUGAUGAGUUACUUCACCCAGAGAUUUCUGAAUGCCGUGUUUUCAAGAGUGACUAUGAAUUGGAUUUACUUCGCUACACCAAUAAAGUAUCUAGUGCUGCUCAUAGAGAGGUGAUGAGACAGAUACGUCCAGGGAUGUAUGAGUACCAGCUGGAAAGCAUAUUUCGUCAUUUUUGUUCUUACUAUGGAGGUGGUCGUCAUUUGUCUUACACCUGUAUUUGUGGAAGUGGAGAAAAUGCAGCUAUUUUGCACUAUGGACAUGCUGGAGCUCCAAAUUCCAGAAGACUUAAUGACGGGGAUGCUUGUUUACUUGACAUGGGAACAGAAUAUUGCUGUUAUGCAUCUGAUAUCACUUGCUCUUAUCCAGUAAAUGGCAAAUUCACUGAAAAACAGAAGAUUAUCUACGAAGCAGUAUUGAAGGCUUCUAAAUCUGUUUUUGCAGCAAUGAAACCAGGUGUCUCCUGGGUGGAUAUGCAUAAGCUUGCUGAAAGAAUUCAAUUGGAGGAGCUAAAAAAAGCUGGUUUGCUUCAAGGAGAUGUUGAAGAAAUGAUGAAAGUUCGUCUGGGUGCUAUAUUUAUGCCUCAUGGUCUUGGACAUUUCAUGGGAAUUGAUACUCAUGAUGUUGGUGGCUAUAAUGCAGGUGGAGAAAAAUCAACUGAACCAGGGUUGCGUUCUCUUCGAACUAAUCGUAUUCUACAACCACGAAUGGUUCUGACAAUUGAACCAGGAAUAUAUUUUAACAAUGUUCUCCUCGAUGCUGCUCUUGCUGAUCCAAACCAAGCUAAGUUUCUAGUUCCAUCUGUCAUAGAUGAAUAUCGUAACAGUGGUGGAGUGAGAAUUGAAGAUGAUGUGAUUGUGACUGAUGAUGGUGUUGAAAUGAUGACCAAUGUUCCAAGAACUGUGGAGGAAAUUGAAAAUUUCUUCAGAAGUAGACCAGAACCAACACUUCCUCUGCCUUCAGAAAUCCCAUGUAUUGUUGGGAAGCAAUAAGAAGUGUGGCACAGAAAUAGAAAAUGCAUCAUUCUUUUGAUUUUCAUUGUUCAAUGAAAAAAUUUCUUUAUAUCUUGAUUAUAGUUUACAUUGUAUAUUUUUGAUAUACACACACACACAUACAUAUAUACACACACACACAUAUACAUAUAUAUAUAUAUAUAUACACACAUAUGCAUGUAUAUAUGUGUUAUAUGUAUAGAUUAUAUGUUUGUGUGUGUGUAUAUAUGUGUGUGUGUGCAAGACAAUCUUUUUUUAUUACCUUUAUUUUAAAAAAUUUCCCAUGAGUUUUAUUUUGUUAAUCUGCAUUGGCCCACAUCCUACAUGCAUGCACAUCUACCAGCACUUUAAGUGAUGGGCCUCACAGGUGCACUGUGUAAAACCUACCCCUAUUUUUCUGAACCCAGCCUUGAAUUUAGUACUACAGCUGCAAGUGCUUCUUUUCACAACUUGUCAGUCAACUCACUACCAUGCCCACUUGGUAGGCCCACCUUUUGUCUCCUCCUGUGUUUUCCCUUUCUUAAGCUUGAUACUUAAACACUUUUCUCUUAAAACACAGCACCAACCGUAUCAACCCCAUCCAAGCUAUUUUCAUCCCAUCACUCUCUGACUAAAGCUGCUGCCUAUGGUGAACCUCAGGAAUCAUGCAAACCAAAUACUAAUACAAAAGGCCUUUUUGAGGUUCUUUAUUGAAUAUUUAUAAUUUAUUGAAAAUAAAAAAAAAGAAAGAAAAGAAAAAUAAUGACUAGAGUCGAUGAGAGGUAAUUUAGUUGUUAAAUAAUGAAACCAGUUGAUAGUCGUAAUGCUGUACAUUAAUAUAAGAGGAAGUUAGUGAUUAAUAGACAUCUGUGUUGACAAUUAAUGAAUUUAAAUAGUUAAAAAGAAAUGUUAGAAGUUGGUUUGCCAUGAGGAAUUGGAAAUAUUUGAUGAUUGACACUAUUCACAUACACAGCUAAAUAUUGUGAAAAAGUUCUGUAACAACAUGAAUUUUCAUCUUUACUUGAAAGAAAAAGG
Octopus sinensis (East Asian common octopus) is the source of this 3353-nucleotide messenger RNA. RefSeq names its product xaa-Pro dipeptidase. The record is from RefSeq and is a predicted model, not a curated record. NCBI's taxonomy places the organism in Eukaryota, Metazoa, Mollusca, Cephalopoda, Octopoda, Octopodidae. Gene Ontology annotation, molecular function: metalloaminopeptidase activity; manganese ion binding. Bases 216 to 2339 code for a protein of 707 amino acids. The transcript is spliced from 16 exons.